UCACAAACGUUUCGCACGCGCAACCAGCAACUUGCAACAGUCGCAGUUGGCCAGUCAAAAGGCAUAGUAUUCUAACGAAAAUUCGUUGAUUUUCAAACAAAAAAACUCAAAACAAACUUACCAGCCAGAGCGGAGGACAAAUUAUUGCAGUGCAAUUAAGCAAAGGCCGCAGGAGUAGCAAAAAUAUAUCUUAAUUGCAGAAGCAAUUAAUAAUUUGCAUUCCAGAAACUUUUGGCGCGUAAAGCAGUUCCUUUGGGGCUUCAGCAUUCGCUUUUACUUUUUCUGUGUUUAAGGCAGUAAUAACAGCAACAAAAAAUAUGUCGAUCUCUGACUUCCGUAAGAAGAAAUUGCUCUUCCUGUUCAACGUUUUCUUUGAUGUCAAUCAGAGUGGCGAAAUCGACGUUAAAGACUUCGAAUUGGCCAUUGAGCGUGUGUGCCAACUACGUGGCUGGGCAAAGGAUACACCCAAGAAUAAGGAGAUUCAUGCGGUGAUGUUGGAAAUCUGGGAGGGUCUGCGUUCCAAAGCUGACAAGGACAACGAUGGACAGGUUUCUGUUGACGAGUGGUGCAACAUGUGGGACGUUUACGCCAAGGACCCCAGCAGCGCCAUGGACUGGCAGACAAAAUAUAUGAACUUCAUGUUUGAUCUAGAAGAUGCUUCGACUGAUGGCAGCAUCGAUGUAGAGGAGUUCGCUUUAGUCUGCUCCAGCUAUGGGUUAGAGAAGUCUGAGUGCGAGAAUGCAUUUAAGAAAAUGGCGCAGGGUAAGUCGGAAGUUUCGCGCGACCAAUUCGCUACUUUAUGGAAGGAAUACUUUGCCUCAGAGGAUGUUAACGCGCCAGGAAACUUCAUCUUCGGCAAGACCUCAUUUUAACGCUCUAAAACUUGCUCAGCUGGUCGAUGAGCUCAUAGCCAAUAACCAGCUAUUAAUUUCUUCAAAAUGUUUUUACGGGCAAUAGUUGAAGGUACACAAUGGGGCGAAGUAAAAGAUUUAAUUGGUAUUAAUUUUUAAGUGUUAAUGUUGAGAUAUGCCCCUGAUAACAGAAUGAUUAAAAAAAUGAAGUAAAUUAAUAAAUAUUUAUUAAAAAACACAUAAAAAAAUAUUGAAAGAACGUAUCGUGAAUUAAUCAAAUUUUGGGGUAUUCAACACUUUUAGUCAGUCAGUAAUGGGAAAAAGCAAUAUUAAGAGAAAAGUUUGCAAGUUUUGAUGCGCUUUAGGGCCCAUUUGUGGAGAAUUAACCGAAAAGAUACUUUAAAAAAUCAAAAAUCAAAAAAGCGUACAACUUUAUUUAAAACAAAAAAAUAUAUAUGAUUCCUGAUCAAUGUGCUCAACUAUAUAUAUCUACAAAUUAAAAAAAAAUAUACAUA
Molecule: messenger RNA, 1366 nt
Organism: Anastrepha ludens (Mexican fruit fly)
Lineage: Eukaryota; Metazoa; Arthropoda; Insecta; Diptera; Tephritidae
Gene: Scp2
Product: calexcitin-1
Exons: 6
Coding region: 318-872 (184 amino acids)
Molecular function (GO): calcium ion binding
Source: RefSeq, a predicted model, not a curated record